UAUGCAAACUCGACCUGUGGCCGCCGCCCGCGCCGCAUAUCUUCAUCUCUAUAUAUAUGCAUCUAUCUGCUACCAAUGCAAUUCUGUGUCACAAGCUAUCUACUAAUUACCUAUAAUUUUACAGCGAAACAAACAUAGUCAGAAAAAAAAAAAACUUUUAUCUUCGGCGAUCGAUAUAUGGAGAGGAGGAUAUUGCUGGUAGCUGCUGCAUCAGCUACAAUAGCUCUGAUUACUCCAUCCUCAAUCUCAUGCUCAUCAGUUGAGCGGGACGAUCAUCGGUGCGGCCAAUACAAAGACGGGACAUGGGCUAAAUGCGACUCGGGACGCUGUUGCAGCCUCUCUACUUACUGCGGCGACACUUACGAGCACUGCAGCACUGGGUUUUGCGAGUUCCAAUGUCAUGAGGUUCCAAUUCCUUCUCCUCCUCUUGCUGCUGAUGAAUUAGUAGCUGAAACGGGAGGAGGAGCUGGAGUACUCGUAGUACUCACACGUCUCGUUAACGCUACGUACAAUGAUAACCACUAUUUGAAUUUGAAUAUUAGUGGUGGUGGUGGUGGUGAUCAUGAUCAUGGUAAGCUCGUCAAAGUGGCCGCCGACGACAAUGCUUCUUCUUCUUCUUCUACCUCGCCGCUGUCGUCGUCCUUUUUAUCGUGUGCAAGGUCUCUCAACCGCCUACCGCUGGCUUCGCGUUACAAGUAUCCUUUCGCUGCUCUACGUGCUCCACAGCCUCAAAACAACACCGCUGCUGCUACUCGUUGUGGCCGCUGCUUAAAGGUAACAAAUCUUGGAGUUGGAGGAGUUCCUAAUAAAGUGAAGGUUCGCAUUGCUCACGAGCAUAACAAGGAAGGACUUGAAUUGGAUUUCAAUACUUUUAAGAAGCUCGACAUAAAUGGUAGCGGAACUGCUACAGGUCGUAUUUUGGUGAAGUAUCAGUUUGACAUCUGUUGAAAACUACAUAUAUGUACAUGUACGCUUGUCAGGGAUGUGCAACUAAAAGAACUACUCAUAAAUAAAGGUCAAUAAAAUAAAAGUAUCUAUAUUUACAGUUUACUUAUCUAGUUGUCAAUCUCAAUAAAUAAGUCUACAGGAUAAAACAGCUCAUCUCGUAUGCUCGGCGGUUUUGUGCGAAAAAACCAGAGCUCUAUGAGCACUCUCUCUAUUGUGUUUCUGCUCGUUUGUUGUGUGUUUAGAGGAUCUGAGGGGGUCGGCUAUUUAUAGAAGCCGAUUCUCCCAAGAAUAUUCCUCUUUCGUGAGGAAUAAGUCAUGGUAAUUAAGGAGAUAAUCACUCCUUAAUUAAAACCGAGUCGGUUAAGAUAAAUUCUGCUGGAUUAUCCUUCGAAUAGUUCUUUUAAUCGAUUAUCCUCUUCCAACUCGUAUUUAUCUAGGAUACAAAAUAACCGAUUAAUAAUUAAUUUCGUUUGGAAUUUCUCCAAAAAUAUAGUCUAAAGUUGAACCACCAAUCCAAAAAGUGGAUCACUCCAAGGGGCAUCCGAUCCCCUAUAUGGAGAGAUGCUCCUAUCUUUAUACACAUUUCACGAAAGUAAAACUAUUCCUCCUUGAUGCUCUAUAGCUCUCAAAGCUAUUCAUUUCGAACACUUAUUGUUAACGCUACGCUCAUUAAUAACCAAUAUUUGAAAGAUGAGCUAGUCAAAGUGGCCGCCGAUUGUAAUGCUUCUUCUUCUUCCUCGCCACCGGCGUCGUCCUUCUUAUCAUGCGCCAGGUCUCUGUCUGGCCUGCCUCUAGCUUCUCGUUACAAGUAUAUAUCCUUUCGCUGCUCUCGUUGUUAAGCUGCAUCAAAACAAUGUUACCACUACUCAUUGCGGUCGCGGCUUAAAGGUAAAUUAAUUUGUUCCAUCAUCAUUGAUAAUUAUGUAAAGCUACGCAAAUAAACGUUGGGUGUCAAACAUAUGUGUAGGUAACCAAUCUUGGAGUUGGAGAACUUCAUAGUCAAGUGAAAGUCUGUAUCAUUCACGAGCCUAGCUACGAGGGACUUGAACUGGAUAUCAAUAUCUUGGGAUCGGUUAGCUUGACUACCCCUAAAGGGGUAGUGAUUUUUGACACCCCCUUUAUGAUUGGCCAAUUUUAUUUCCAAUCAUUGGCAAGUAUUAAUUAAACUGAUUUUUUAUUUUUUUUAAUCUUGUAAUUUGGGGUCUCUCACCACAUUGGAAAAGAGAAAGAAUCUGGGGAAAAACGAAAUCACCCCCAUUAAUUACAUAAUUAAUUUCUCUCACUGCUACAUUAAUUACACGUACCACUCUACUGGUACACGUACCACUCCACUGGUACACGUACCAGUGGAGUGGUAUUUGUAUCAUUGAAGUGGUACUGCAUUGUUGCUCCGUUAUUGUUUAUCAUUGUUAUGAAAAAUAUCAUUGCACUGGUAUUGUUCUCACUCUAACCUACCUUGUGGAUUGCUCGCACCAGUGGAGUGGUACGUGUACCAGUGGAGUGGUACGUGUACCAGUGGAGUGGUACGUGUACCAGUGGAGUGGUACGUGUACCAGUGGAGUGGUACGUAUACCAGUGGAGUGGUACGUGUACCAGUAGAGUGGUACGUGUAAUUAAUGUACCAGUGAGAGAAAUUAAUUAUGUAAUUAAUGGGGGUGAUUUCGUUUUUCCCCAGAUUCUUUCUCUUUUCCAAUGUGGUGAGAGACCCCAAAUUACAAGAUUAAAAAAAAUAAAAAACCAGUUUAAUUAAUACUUGCCAAUGAUUGAAAAUAAAAUUGGCCAAUCAUAAAGGGGGUGUCAAAAAUCACUACCCCUUUAGGGGUUAGCAUAGUAUCCUACCCCCAAUAUCUUCAAGCAACUUGACAUCGACGGAAGUGAAAUUACUAAAGGCUUCAUUUUGGUGAAGUAUCAAUUCAAAAAGUUGUUGAAACAUGUGCGUGUGUUUGUCAGGGAUAUCAAUAAUUAAUAUCCUAUUAAGAA
Messenger RNA from Linum trigynum, 2928 nucleotides. The record is from the annotation of a GenBank genome assembly. NCBI's taxonomy places the organism in Eukaryota, Viridiplantae, Streptophyta, Magnoliopsida, Malpighiales, Linaceae.